Molecule: messenger RNA, 1396 nt
Organism: Oldenlandia corymbosa var. corymbosa
Lineage: Eukaryota; Viridiplantae; Streptophyta; Magnoliopsida; Gentianales; Rubiaceae
Source: the annotation of a GenBank genome assembly
GGGCACUAAUUACUCUAGUCUAAGCCUCUUGUUCUAGUCACCAACUUUCUUCUUCACCGAGAAACACUAGGGGGAAAAAAAAAAUGGCUAUAGCAAUUGAAGAUGUACCCCCUCACAUGAUAAGUUUCGUUAGGGGUUACCUGUGUCUUUCUGUGUUAGCUUCCCUUGGUGCCGUGUCCUUGUACUCUCACCUAGAGUUCCAUCAGAUUCAGCUAGAAGUUGCAGAAAAGGAGCUAAUCUCACCUCUGAAGGAGUCCUUUUAGAUAUCGGAUCCUAUGUUUUGUUCCUUGGGAUGACUAUGGUGUUCCCACUUUCUGCGGCUUAUGUGUUUGGUGGUUUUCAGUGGUUGGGCUGGGUUGAUUCGUGGAUGAGUGAGACAACCGUUCAGAAAGCUGUCAAGAAAGCAAUGGUGGAAUUAUUCUAUUUCAUAUCCUACAACACCAUCAUGUGUUUCAUACCCCAUUUUGGAGUCCAUUCAUUCACCACAAGUGAUUGGCACUUUGAGGAUUCAAAAGAGUUGAUGAUGGUGAAUCUGGCCUCAUUUUUCUUCCUUCUACUUCUGGCUAUAAUGUCCGAUGGAAUUGGAAUGAUUUCGCAAACGGAUUUCGGAAGGUUUAGAGAGAAAAUGCUGGAGUUAGCCCUACACAUUGCCGCCCUUUAUUUCGGGACAGACUUCCUUUCUUGGUUUGGAAUGUUAAGCUUGUGUUGUUUAGUGCAUGCCAUAAAAAUUGGCGGCCAAACAUGGCUCUUGCUUGAAGUUGAAGAGGUCAGAAGAAGAAGGGCAGCUGCGGCGAUUGCGGCGGCUGCUGCUGCUGCUGCUGCUCGUCGUCGUCGUCGUGGUGGUGGUGCAGGUGCUGGUGGUGGUGGUGCUCCUCCUCACGACGGCAAUGAUGGUGAUGAUAAUAAUGGCAAAGGCAAACCCAAAGAGCAGUCAUUAUACCAAGCAAUAUUACAGCAUGAUAAAAAAGACAAAGGCAAAUCCAUUGCUGCUGGACCUUCAACCACUCAGUCGGCCCCCCCAAAAGUUAAUCCGAGGCAUUCGGGAAUUCACAUUCAAGGCUGAAGUACGUAGCAAAGGGAGAUCCUAAUGAAGUGCUGAACAAUUGAAUUUCCAUGCAGGUUGUUGCAAGCUGAAGUUAUUAGAUGCAAUAAAUGCAUGAGUUUGUGUUUCAUUACUCCCGGAAUAAUAAACUAUUAAACCAGCUUGUGAAUGUUUAGCACUGUUAAUAAUUUGAAAUUUCACUUGUUGAAGAUCGGUUUCUUCCGGACGGUAUCUGUUUGUGUUGCUCCUUUGCUUUUUUUCUUUUUCCUAGUAGUACUGAUUAAUUUCUUAUCAUGGACAAGGAUUUUAGUGGCUUUUAAAAUUUUUUAGCAUAUUAUAAAUAACUAAUUUUCC